UGUCCACAGUAUCCUGCCGCCUUGAGUGCUGCUGGCCAGAUGGCAACUCGCGGUAAUCUUCUUAGCACCGCGCGCUGCAUGUACUGAAUGAAAGAGAUUGCGAAAUCCUACCUAUCAUGUGAAGGCUUUGGUUGUGGUUUGUGUGUCUGUGUGGCUGUGUGUGUGUGAGGGACAGAGACAGCAUAACAGAGAACUAAGCUUGGUAGCUUCACCCUUGGGGCACUGGCCUGUAAAAAAUGUCCCUGUAACCCUGGAACCAUGGAACCAUGACAGUCAUCACUUAUUCAAACGGUGCUGGAAGCCGUUAGAACAAAAUCCAUGUUCCUGCGCAUCCCUCUGCCUGCGGGAAUGUUCCACAGCCCAUAUCUGAGAUUUUAGAACCUGGGAUCAUGUUGGACCCCUUAGAGAUUCAAGAAACUUGUGGAAUCAAACGCCCAAGACGGACUGAAGAGACAGAAGGAAGAAAAGGAGCUGUUCAAAGGAAAUGGAAAGUGAUCGGCAGAAGAAUCAGCAGUCAGAGAAAAGAACCUAAAAAUGAUGCAAAAGGAUAUGGGAAAAAUCGGGUUAAAGAGAAAGCCAGGAAAGUUCUAAAAAGAGAAGGUGAAAUCAAGCCAAAAGACAAAAGUAUAAGGAGAAAGAUGCUUUGGCUUUUUUUUCUAUGGCUAGUGCCCAUGAAAAACAUGAAUCAAGAAAAGAUGAAGAGGCAGAUGAAUAUCACUGGGCUGAAGUGGCAUGAUGUCUUCCUCUGGUUGCCUCUCCUCUUCCUCAGUCUCUGUCCUAAACCUGCUUCAUCACAGGGACAUUUUCCCCGAAUGGAAAACAUUGCUGCCUUCAAACCUGUGUCCACCUCUCCACCUCGCUCCACCUGUGGCGUUCCAGAGCGGAGCAGCUACUGCCAGUCACCGUCCUCACAGUCGGAACUGCUGACAUGUUUUCAAGGCUUCUGUGUCCAAGAGUGUCCCUAUAGAUCAUCUACACCUCCAUAUGCCCCACUUCUCCUAGCUGCACACAGGGGUACCUGUGUAACCGAAGACACUCAUGACGCCCGCCCUCGGACUCAGACAGAGACUGGAAGCACAACAAGUUCAGAUGGAAUUUCUGCUGGAUCUGGCAGCGUGUUGUUUCAGCCAAGCCAGGAUGGAUGUCUCGUUUCGCCCCCUUCACAGGCAUUAGGACCCCUGGGUUCCCUCACCUUGGCAUUAUGGAUCAAACCAAGUUCUACUGGAGAGAUGAUGCUGCUGGAGAAGAGUUCAGGGGAGCGGUUGGUUUUUUCUCUGACAGUGUCUGACCAGGCUGUAACCCUGAGGUAUGGUCAGUUCAACAGGCAGGCAUCUUUGGCUGUCAGUUUCAAAACAGAAGGCAGACUAAGUCUGGGGAGCUGGACACAUCUUACAAUGCAGAUCUUUGAACGACAUGCAAGUCUUUUCCUGGAUGGGCUUGAGGAGGACGGGACACCAUUUGACACAAAACAUCUGACCAAACCACUCUCUGAUAUCAGCGAGGACGGUGCCAUGUGGGUGGGAUUAAGCUCCAAAGGGUCCAAUCAGUUCAUUGGGCGGAUGCAGGACUUUAGAUUUUAUCCUGCCACUUUAACCAGCAGAGAAAUAGUUGAACUGUACUCAGGAGUCCUGCCUGAGCUCCAUGUCCAGUCUGAGUGUCGCUGUCCUCCCAGUCACCCGAGAGUACAUCCCUUAAUUGAGAGGUACUGCAUUCCUAAUGCAGUUGAGGACACCACCAAUGACAGAGUCUUAAGGCUGAACCUUGAUGCUCAUCCACUAAGCUACAUCAAUGAUCAGGACAUGGGCACCACGUGGCUAUCAACAAUUAUGACUGCCCAAGAACUGGAUGAAGGAGUCACUAUUACAGUGGAUUUGGUUAAUGGACAAUUUCAGGUAUUCUAUGUUAUAGUUCAGUUUGGGGGUCUCAUGCCUGAGUCAGUUUUGAUCCAAAGACAGAAGCAUGACCUCGCAGACCCUGAGAGUGAACAGAACACACAACAGCCCUGGUUGGAUUGGCAGUAUAUGGCCAGAAACUGCAAUGUGUUUGAAAUGGAGAACAAUGGGCCUUUACUAAGACCAGACUCAGUCAAUUGUCUACAGUUAUCCAGUGAUAUGCCCUUCUCAGGAGGUAACAUCACAUUCAGCCUGCUGAGCAUGCACCCAAAUCUGAGGCCAGGCUACAAUGACUUCUACAAAACACCAGCUCUGCAGGAGAUGGUACAAGCUGCCCAGGUCAGAAUACAUAUGAGGGGACAAUACCACACCAGAGCUUCCGGUGUGAACCAGCGACAUAAAUACUUUGCCAUCAAUGAGAUCACCAUCAGUGGCAGAUGUGAGUGUUAUGGCCAUGCAGACCACUGUGAUACCACAGUCACACCAUACCGCUGCCUGUGUCUGCCAGAGAGCCACACAAUGGGAAAUAAUUGCCAGCACUGCACACCGCUCUACAAUGACAAACCAUUUAGAGCAGGUGAUCAGCUCCAACCUAUGAACUGCCGAUCUUGUCAGUGUCACGGCCACGCCUUCUCCUGUCAUUACGAUGGCCUAGCUGAUGACCACCCAGAAGAACAUUAUCGAGGAGGAGGAGGAGUCUGUGACAACUGCAUGCACAAUACCACAGGAAAGAACUGUGACCAGUGUAUAAGUGGAUUUUUUAGGCUGGAGAACUCUGAUCCCACUUCAGUUGAUGUGUGUCAGCCCUGUAAGUGUCACAUUGCUGGAACGGUCAACGGCAGCAUGGAAUGUGCCCAGACAGGAGGUCAAUGUCAGUGUAAAGCUGCAGUAACAGGUCGUCAGUGUGCCAACUGCUUGCCUGGUUGGUAUGGUCUCAAUUCUUCAAAUCCAAAUGGUUGCAUUUCCUGUAACUGCAGUGAUCUGGGUGUCAUCAGCACAUCAGCAGGAACAGUUUCCCACUGCAACCAAAACACUGGACAGUGUCAUUGUAAACCUUAUGUCACAGGCCUUUCAUGUGACCGCUGUGAGUUUGGUUAUUGGAACCUUUCCCAUCCAGAAGGCUGCAUCCCAUGUGACUGUGACCCCUUGGGUUCCCUCAGUCCGUUUUGUGAGCCUCGGGGUGGGCAGUGCGAAUGUAAGCGUGGCGUGGGGGGUCGACGAUGUGAUUCAUGUGGCAGUGGCUUAUAUGGUUUAAGACUUGAGGGAUCCUGUACACCUUGCAACUGCUCACAAGACGGGACAGUACCUGGAACAGACUGCGAUUCAUUCACCGGACAGUGUGUGUGCAAGAAAUAUGUGGAGGGCCGUCACUGUGACUCUUGUCGUCAUGGGUAUCACACCCUGGAGCAUCGAAACUCUCUGGGCUGUCUGCCGUGUGUAUGCAACAUUAAUGGAACUGUGCCAGGGGGUGUAUGUAACAUGCAGACCGGACAAUGCCCGUGCAAAGAAGGGGUAGAGGGGGCACAGUGUACCACUUGUGUCCACAACUACUACAACAGUAGUUUAGAACUUAAGGAGGGUUCUCUUCAGGGCUGCAUACCAUGUAUCUGCAAUCCCAGGGGAACAGUGAGGGGGUCAGUCUGUGACAGCACCACAGGGCAGUGUGUUUGUCUCCCAACACGCAAUGGAAAGGACUGCAGUACCUGCCGACCCGGCUUCUACCUCUCUUCAGAUCACAGUACUUGUUUGGAGUGUGACUGCCAUCCCUAUGGGAGCAUUAGCGAGGCUGUGAGAGCCAGGACUGGACAGUGUGUGUGUGCUCAGCCCUCAGUGGGGGGCCGUCGCUGUGACCAGUGUCAUGAUAUGUUCUUUGGAUUCAACCCUGGUCUGGAUGCCAGCCCUUGUGCAUGUGAACCAGUAGGCAGUGUCAAUAGUUCAUGCCAUCCAAACACAGGCGUAUGUAAGUGUAAGCUGCUGGUAACUGGGGACAAGUGUGAUACAUGUCAGCCUGGGGCAAGUAUUUUUGACCCUGAAAACCACUUUGGCUGCAGCAAAGCACCCUCCCAGCAGCCUCCACCGAUAGGUUUAUCUCUCAGUUACUCCUCCAUCCAUCUUUCUUGGCAACCCCCCGAUUCCCCAAACUCACACAUACUCAACUACACCCGUAGGGAUGCACAGCCAGUGCAUACCAUUCAUAGUCAUUAUCCUUUAGGCUCUGAAUCCUUUGUGGACAAUGGGUUGUUUCCCUUCACCAACUAUUCUUACUGGCUCAUAACAGCUAACGUAGCUGGUGAGACAGUAAGUGCAUCAGCGUCGUACCAAACCUAGGUGCACCACCUGCAGCAGGACCAGCUUCGUUUAAACCUCCUGGGACGACCAGGUCCAACCAGUGCUAACUUUAACUGGAGUACACCAAGAAAUGACACAGGCCCAGUUGAGAGGUUUGUAUUAUCCUCUGUGGAGUCAUUCGGUGGAGUUGAGCCUGUCAUUCACUACACUGGCUUGUCUACCGAGGCUGUGGCAAGUGGUCUAAAGCCCUUCACACAGUACAGUGUAAUACUGGAGGUUAUCCCAGAGUUUAUUGCUCCACCAGAUGUGCUUCCGCUGUCAUCCACCAGCCUCAAAGUUACCUGGAGCUCUACUGAGGGUCAAGGAUUCAUUGCCAGAGGACAGGUCACAGAAUACCGAGUCAGUUUGCUCACUGAGCAGACCACAAAUCCUUAUGCUCCUCCAGUUGUGAGUCAGGUCUUACAUAGAGUGGGACCAUCAUCACAGCCUGUUUACGUAAUGAAAGGAUUAAAACCUUACCAUGUGUACAACUUCACUGUCACACUUUGUACAAAAAUGGGUUGCAUCACCAGCCUGCCAAGUACUGGACGGACCUUAUCUGCAGCACCAACUGGACUCUCUUCACCUCGUUUAUAUCCUAUGAAUGAAACCACCAUUCACAUAGACUGGGACCCUCCAGCCCAACUUAAUGGGCCAAACCCACUAUAUCAGGGUCAGAAUAUAGGCUUACAGUGUAUGGUGGAGAGGACAGAUGUAUCACUGUCUGACCCACAACAACCAGUUAUCAGAGGAACAAGAUUUAUAGGGAACGGUUAUUACCAGUUUCCUAGUGACACUCUUCCAAGCAACACAGACUUCACAGGUGUGGAGUUAAGUUUCAGAACUCGCUCCCCAGAUGGCCUCCUGCUUUGUGCCUUCUCUCCAGGAGAUCAAGAAGAGUUUUUGGCCAUACAGAUAAAAAAUGGGCGCCCUUUCUUUUUGUUUGAUCCUCAGGGCUCAGCGGUGGCUGUGAGUGUGUGGGGUGAUGAAGGGCACCACUAUAAUGAUGGACAAUGGCACAGCAUCAUUGCAACAAGGCGAGGGGCCGUGGGAACAAUCGUUGUAAACAAUCAAUACAGCGGUAGUGCAUCAGCGUCAAAUGGCAACAGUAUUAUUGGUGAGAACAUGGGGGUUUUCAUUGGAGGGCUGCCUGAGGAUUUUACUCUGCUCAGAGAGGAUUUGGGAGAUGCUCAGCUGGUGCAACACAGCUUCUCUGGCUGCCUUAGAGAUGUGAGAUUAAAAAUGGCUGACAGCCCCUCAGAGGAAUGGCAGUUCCUGGAUUGGACAAAGGCCACAAAGAAGGUGUCAGUGUAUGAAAGCUGGGAGGGAUGCCCUCUUCAAAUCGUGGAUGGAGCUCAUUUUCUGGGUCAUGGUUACUUGGAGUUGGUUACAGGUGUUUUCAGUGGAGGACAGGACUUUGGCAUUUCUAUGGACUUCAGGACUGACCAGCUCAAUGCACUUUUGAUGUUUACAUACAACACACAAACUAAAGACUACAUGCUUGUGGAGCUAGAAGCCGGUAUCCUGUCUUUUAUUCUUGCUUGGAAUGGUCAUGUGACUGAACUCAGCAUGUGGGUGGGGCUCAGCUAUUGUGAUGGAGAGUGGAAGCAGAUGUCAUUGGAGAAGCGUGGCUCAGUCAUCUUUGCUGCUGUCAACGACUGGACUGAGCAAACGAGGGGAGUGGGAGGUGAUCUAAGGCUGAGAUUUGAUUCGCCUUUGUACUUGGGUGGUGUUCCAAUAGAACUCGUGCAUCCUGCACUGAAUGGAAGUCACAAGCAUGGCCUAGGAGGUUGCAUACGUGGUCUUACCAUUCGCAGUGAUGAAAGAAAUCCUCCUGUCAGUCAAAGUGUUAACCUCUUUGUUGCCUCACGUCGUUCUGUUAGAGUCUCCUUAGAUGGCUGUCCAACCAGCGAAAGCCGCUUCCACUGCAGAGGAAAUGAUUCAGUGUUGGUUUACAGUGGGAGAAACACAGAAGCCACAGAUUUUUAUCUGCAACCUUUCACUGAGUACUUGUACAGGUUUGUGGCCUUGGCUGUAGGAGGUUGGGCAGCAGGACCGUGGCAGAGAGGACGCAGCCGCAGCACAGUACCUAUGUCUGUACCACCUCCAACUAACGUGCAGCCCAUCAGUGGCUUCAGUGCCAUUGUGAGCUGGGUGCGUCCCACUGGUGACAUCAGAGGGCUGAUUGACAGAUAUGAGCUGAAGGCCUACAAUAAGGACUAUCCAGAAGUGCCACCACUAAAAGCUACAUACCUGGCCAAUGGAAACCUCACAGGUGUGGUGAUGGGUCUCACUCCAUCCACUCGUUACAUCAUCACUGUUAGUGCCUGUGGUCCUGCUGGCUGCACUGAGAGUCCUAUUAAUGACAGCGGUGAUGACACUGAUUUGAGUUGGAGCCUCACAACCCCACAGGAAGCUCCAGAUGGUGUAUCUCCUCCAUCUGUAGUCUCAUCCCCAUCAGUGCUCUCUGUUACCUGGGAGCCUCCAGCAAGGCCCAAUGGAGGCAUUACAGAGUACCUCCUCUAUCACAACAACCAAAUGAUCUACAGAGGGAAAAACAGAGAGCACAACAUAACUGGUCUUGGUGUGUAUUCCACCCACUUGUUGGUACUGAGUGCAUGCACUUCAGUGGGUUGCACCAACAGUUCACAAGUUACAGCUCUGACCUCUCAGCUUCCUCCAGGGCCCCUACCAGCACCAACUGUUACUCUGCUAGACUCUCGGACUAUAUUUGUUGAGUGGUCACGUCCAUCUCAGAUAAAUGGUGUUUUGGAGUUCUAUUCCAUCUUCCUGUCACAUGGCAGUGCAGAGCCCAUGCUGGUCUAUAACAGCUCAGAACUUUUUGAAGACCACACACUCCGCAACUUAACCCCUGGAACAUCUUACACUGUCACAGUGGCUGCCUGCACAGGAGGAGGAUGCACAUUAAGCCCCCCAAGCCGGGCUCAGACAGAGGAGAGCACCCCAGAGAAUAUCCCUGCACCACUGGUCAUCCCUCUGUCCCCACAUGCACUCAAUGUCAGCUGGACUCCUCCUGACACUCCAAAUGGUGUUAUAACGAGCUACGGUCUCUGGCUGGAUGGAGUUCUCAUCUUCAACUCCAGUUCUUCCCAGAGGUUUUUUGUGGUGGAGGGACUCUCUCCAUGGAGUCGACACAUACUCAGGCUGCAGGCCUGUACAGCGCAGGGAUGUGGAAAAGGACCGAUGGUUGAAAUGCGUACAUUGGAGAUGGCCCCAGAUGGUCCUAUACUGUUGGAGCUGACCAAUCAGAGCUCUAGAUCAAUCAGAGCCCGCUGGACAGCUCCUCCAAGGGCAAAUGGAAACCUCAGCUACACACUCUACUACAAAAGCAAAGAUGGUGAUGGUGUGUUGGAUGGAGGUACAGCAGCAGGCAUCUGGUUAACUGUAACUGACCUACAGCCCUACAAAAGAUACAGCUUCUGGAUCAGGGGGUGUAACACUCAGGGUUGUGUUGAGAGCCUGCCAGUUAUCGUUACUACACCCCCAGCAGCUCCAGAUGGGUUAUCACCACCAACUUUGGCUCGUGCAACGAAAUCCAGCCUGAAUGUGUCCUGGCUUGCACCUGCCAACUCAAACGCACCAGGCCUGCUUCACUACAGCUUGCAAAUGAGGACAUCCCCACAGAGGCCUGUCAUUAGGCUUAUGGAAAAUGCAACUGACACCUUUUCCUAUGAUGUAGAAGGUUUGUCACCGUACACAGACUACCUGUUCAGAGUGGUGGUUUCACACACCCAUGGGCAAACAGCUAGCCCUUGGGUAACUUUGCGCACUGCAGAGGACAGUCCAGGACCAGUAGAUACCCCAACUGUAGAGGGGGCCCAUUCCCGACGUGUUUCAAUUACCUGGGAUCCCCCCACAAACCCAAAUGGAAUUAUUACGACUUAUACCAUUUAUCUUCAGCCUGGCAUAAUUUCUUCAAAUGACAAACCCAGUUUAAUGUCCAACACCAGUUUGCCUCUCAGCCCCAGCUUAGGUUCUAACCCAAGCCUGCUGCCCAGCACAGAGGGAGCAUAUCUUACCUCAAGUUCCAUCCUCAGGACAUCAGCUAAUCUUACCACCCCUCAUGGCUCAAGCUUCAUAUCCAUGUUUUCUGUCAGCCCCAGCUCUAAAAAUGGCUCAAGCCCAAUUCAAGGCACUACACACCCUCCCCAUAACCAUUUCUCCACCUUGAGGCCUGUUAAUGUAGGUAAUCAGACUGAGUCUGCUCAUGGAAGUACUGUAAGUCAAGGUUCCAGUGCCACCUCACUACAGCCAGUUGAGUGGAAAACCACCAGUGUCAGACCCAGCUUGAGCAAUGCAAACAGUUAUAAUCCUGAUUUUGUUCUAAAGCAAGACCGCUUCACCAGCCCCAUCUCCAGUUCUUCUGAUGCAGCUUCAAGAUCAAUGCCUCUGUCAGUCACUGUUCCUGGGGAUACUACCAGUUACACUUUCUUCGACCUACUUCCUGACCAAAUGUACAGCCUGCAGGUAGAAGCAUGCACCAGUGUGGGUUGUUCAGUGUCUGAGACGCCUCAGCAUUUCCGUACCCUCCCAGCACCUCCUGAAGGGGUCCCUGCCCCUCACCUAUACUCUGACUCACCCACAUCUGUUCUGCUUUCCUGGGGUGCUCCAGAGAGAAGCAAUGGACCACUGGAACGUUGGCUCAUUGAGCGUAGAGUUUCUGGGACAAAACAGGUCUCCACAGUAGGGCAUCUCCAACCAGAUCCUCCCCCACUUUCUUUCCUGGACUCCUCAUCAGCUCUAAGUCCAUGGACUAACUAUGAGUAUCGACUUGUCCUCCUUAAUCAGGCUGGAAAUGCUACAGGGCCUUGGGUCAGUGUCACUACCAGACCCUCUCGACCUGCUGGUCUUAGUCCUCCAAAGGUAGUUGUCUUGGGACCAGAGUCAGUUCAAGUCACGUGGUCACCUCCUCUGAUUCCUAAUGGAGAGAUUCGUGUGUAUGAAAUCCGUCUUCCAGAACCACGAUUCUCCCAUGACACUAGGAAUUCAUCUGAGUUGAACAUCACCAUCGCAGGCCUUGUUCCAUUCACGAAUUACAGCGUCACUGUGUUGGCGUGUUCAAAAGGUGGAGGACACGUUGGGGGCUGCACAGAAAGUCUCCCAACUCCUGCAACCACAUUACCCACAAGCCCUGAAGGCCUUGCACCUCUGUCGGUGGUGGCAGUCAGUGAGUCUUUCCUGGCUAUUUCCUGGCAACCACCAAGCAGGCCCAAUGGACCUAAUAUCAGAUACAAGUUGCUCAGACGUAAAACCCACCAGCCCCUGGCCAUCACCACGGUCCCCACAUUAACAGCCACAUCCCCACCUCCCUCUGAAGAUCUCCAUCGCUGGCUCCAUGUUUACUCCGGCACCAAAUUGUUCUACCAAGAUAAAGGCCUAAGCAGAUUCACCCGUUACCAGUACCAGCUGAUGGUUCAUAACGAUGUGGGUUUUACCUCAGGAGAGAUUGUCACUGCUGUGACCAUGGCGGGGGUUCCCCUCAGCCCUCCGUCUCUGUCUGCUUCCACUAUCAAUCACACGGCAAUACAAGUCAACUGGACACAGCCGUCUUUACAAGACCUGCAGGGAGAGGUGGAAUGGUUCUUUAUCACAGUAGAGUCUCCUCAACCAAGUCAGAUUUUGACUUUUGGACCUGAGAUCAAGUCCACAGUGAUAAGUGACCUUUGGCCCAGUACCACAUAUCUUCUGUCAUUAUAUGUGUCAAAUGGAGCACAUAAUACAACCAAGACCAUAGUUAAUGUCACCACAGCAGAUGGAGAGCCAGAGGGGAUGUCUACUCCAGAAGUGGUUCCAGUGAACAGUAGUACUGCACGUGUGCUCUGGUUUCCUCCUCUUCGACCCAAUGGAGCAGUAACUAGUUACAACAUCUAUGUGAAUGACCGUCUCCAUGGCAGUGUAGACAACAGCUCCGGUUCAUACCUGCUAAGCGACCUACUCCCGUUUACGGUUUACAAUAUACAGGUGGAGGUGUGCACAGUUUAUGCAUGUGCCCAAAGUAGUGUUACCAAAACCACCACUGUGGAGGACUUUCCUGCUGACAUGGCCACACCACAAGCUAAAGUUAUCAGUCCCAGGGUGGUGAGAUUAGAUUGGUCCCAUCCAGGAAAACCCAGUGGGAUCAUGCUGGGCUAUGAGGUUUUAAGACGGACCCUUAGAUCAUGCACUGAUGGGUCAACAGGGGUAACAUCAUCCUCGGGGAAGGAGUCUGACAGCACAGGUGGUUUAAGGUUCAGAUGUUCAUACCUGCAGUGUCCUGCAAAUCAUGGUGUGUGUGGGACGUCCUGCUUCAGUCGUGACAUGCAGGUUUGUUGCGGUGGAUUAUUAUACACAAGGAAGCCACAUCACUAUUGCUGCGAGGAUAAAUAUAUGAGUUUCAAUAAUUCAUUCAUUCCUGUGUGCUGCAAUAACAAAUUGGUCCCAUCUCUUCGUGACCACCAAUGCUGUGGAGGAUACUAUGUUCCUGUAAAAUCCAAUGAAUACUGCUGUCCUGACAACUUGCAGGGCCGGGUCUCAAUUGGGCUGGGUGACAGCUGCUGCGGGGGGGUUCCUUACUCCAUGACAGGCGGCCAGCUCUGCUGCAGUGGGAGCCUCCAUGAUGGCUAUGGGGUCCAAUGCUGUGGAGGCCGGAUUGUAGAUAAUACCCUGGUGUGCUGUGGUGAUGCUGAGAGGGGGGAAGUGCAUAAAUAUUCUCCAGGUUUUGUCUGCUGUGGUCAGGAGUACAUAAACUCUUCAACUUCUCUUUGCUGUUUGGACCAUGAUGGACAUCCCACAAUACACCCUGCUGGCAACGCCACAGUCACACUGCAGUGCUGUGGCUCAGUGGUCAUACAUCAUGAAGAGGAAUGCUGUAAUGGGAUCGGCUUUGAUCCCCAACGCCAUGUGUGUGCCGACCGACCCACACCUGGCCUCCUGAUACAGCACCAGUGUUUGCAGGGCGCUUUGUGUCCCGUGGCUGCAGCAGCUACAGCUUACUGUGGCUCCUGUGACCUUGAUCCAUCUCUGACUGCCUGCACAUGGGUUCUGACUGCACACUCACAGCCUGACACACAAUCCACGACACGCUCACCAUUCAUCAGCACCAUGCAGGAAACUCUCACUACGGGCCUGUCGACACACACAAACAGUAGUAAUAACACUUACAGAAUGGAAGACACAUACAGUAACACACACACUGAGAACACACAGUUUGAGGGUCUAUGCCGAUCACAUGAAGAGGUGAUAUACAGCGGAGAUGCCAGCAUUUUCACCUAUACAGACCCUGACCUGGAGCCUUUUACCUCCUAUGAGUAUAGAGUGAGAGGUUGGAACAGCUUUGGUCGAGGCUCCAGCAAUGUUACAUUAGUGACAACCAGUGAAGACAAACCAUGGGGGGUGGCCCCGCCCCGCUGGAGUCGUCUAGGUGAACGGGAUGACAUCAUCCAGUUGCAAUGGCAAGCUCCCGCUAGACCUAAUGGAGUGAUCACCCACUAUGUUGUACUGCGGGAUGGACAUGAGCGUUACCGUGGAGAUGAAAACAGUUUCACUGAUGUUGGAGGGAUCAGGCCUUUUCAAGAAUACGGUUACCAGCUGAGAGCCUGUAAUCAGGCUGGUUGUACUGACAGCACGAAGGUGGUGGCGGUGACAGUCCAGGGAGUCCCAGAAUUAGUGCAGCCUCCAGUGAUAACAGCUGUAAGCCCCUCCUGCCUUCAUGUAAGCUGGUCUGAACCUUCUCGUCAAAAUGGAGUCAUACAGCGGUACCACUUGAACCAGACGGGGGUCGGAACCGUAUUUACACACACUGAUGGACCCAGAAAUUAUACUGUGACGGGUCUGCAGCCAUACACAGACUACAAUUUUGUGCUGGUUGCCUGUACAGCUGUUGGAUGUGGAGCCAGCAAACCAUCCACAGGACGCACCCUGCAAGCCACACCUGCAGGUGUGUGGUCAAGGCCGAGACAUCUGAUAAUAAACACAUCUGCAGUGGAACUGUACUGGGAUCAGCCAUUGCAGCCUAAUGGACGCAUCCUCCAGUACAGGCUGAUCAGAGACGGCCUGACUGUUUUUACUGGAGACCACCGUGACCAGAAUUAUACUGAUACUGGCCUCCUGCCAAAACACAGGUACCUGUAUCAGCUGGAGGCAAGUACAGGGGGUGGAGCCGGCAUGAGUGACACAUAUACUGUACAAACACCUUUCUCCUGCCCCACUGGGAUCCCACCUGCCCACAACGUGUCAGUGUCAGGCCCUUUCUCCAUUUCUGUUUCCUGGUCCCCUCCUGCUCAACUAAACAGCAGCCAGCCUGUGACCUACAACAUCCUGUUGAAUCCAGGGAGUCACAGCGCCAUAAUUCGUCAUGCUGGGCAAGAUUUACACCUCUCUGUGACAGGUCUGGAGCCUUUCACUACUUACUACAUCAGAGUUCAGGCCUGUCAGAGUGAUGGGUGUGGAGUAGGAGAAGGAGUUUAUGUUCGGACUUUAGAAACUACUCCAGAGCGUCUGCUGCCCCCCACAAUAAAGGCAGCUGGAGCUCGAGUCCUGGAGGUCCACUGGUCACCCCCUGUAAAACCAAAUGGGCUCAUCUCUUCAUAUCAUAUAUACAGGCGUCCAUUAGGAACAGAAGAGGAGUUGCUGGUUUUCAUCUGGUCUAGUGGCCCACUUGAAUUUGUUGAUGCAAGCCCCACCUUGCAACCCUUCAGCUACUUCCAAUACAGGGUUCGGGCUCAUAACUCUAAAGGCUCAGUUGUGAGUCAAUGGACUUUAGCCCAGACUUUACAGGCAAAACCACAAGAUAUGGCCCCUCCUGUUCUCACACCUUCUGGUGCAUACUCAGUCCAUCUGAAAUGGAGCAUACCAAGACAGCCCAAUGGUCUAAUUUCCCAUUAUAGACUGGUUUACAUGAAGCACCAACAGGAUCCAACACUCAACUCAACUUCUGUUACAGCUCUGACUGUAGAGGAUUCAGUCUUUGAGGCUACAGUCUACGGCCUUGAACCAUACAGUCAGUACAGUGUCUGUGUGGAAGCUGUGAAUGGAGCAGGCAGUGUUUCCAGUCCAUGGGUGAAUAUAAGGACCCAGCAGGCUUCUCCAGCUGGCCUGGCUAACUUCACAGUGGAGCAGAGAGAGCAAGGCAGGGCUUUGCUGCUUAGUUGGGAUGAGCCACAUUCUCCAAAUGGAGUCAUUACGAGUUACAACUUGUACAGUGAGGGGAACUUGGAGUUCAGUGGACUAUCACGCAGCUUCCUGUUUCGUCGCUUGGAGCCAUGGACCAUGUAUUCUCUGACUCUUGAAGCUUGUACAUCAGCAGGCUGCACUCAUACACCUCCUCAGCACAUCACCACAGCAGCAGCACCACCUGCUUCCCAGCCACCCCCCAGGCUUCUCUCCAUUGGCCCAGACUAUGUGUCACUUACCUGGGGCCCUCCUUCACAACCUAAUGGGCCGGUUGGAGAGUACUCUGUGCUUGGGAGGACUCUGGAGGAACAGGGGAGGGGACGGAGUAAUGAAGAUGAUGCUGAAUGGGGUAAAGUGCUCUUCAGAGAAAAAUCCCCACAAAAUGCCGAAACCUUUUCCUUUACAGCAACUGGUUUGCGUCCUUGGACAAAAUACGAGUUUAGUGUGUGUACACACAACCCAGCUGGGCACACCUGCAGCCCAUGGAUAACUGUAACAACCAAUCAAGCUCCUCCUCGUGGCCUGGCACCUCCGACAGUGCAUCACCUUCAAGGCCAUCCCAGUGAAGUGCUACUUUCCUGGAUUCCUCCAUUGGAGCCCAAUGGGGUUCUUAAGUCUUACAGGAUUCAAAGAAACAAUGUUAGUUUCUCAUUCAGUUUUGACCCGACAGUCCUCUCCUACACAGAUGAAGACCUGCAGCCAUUUUCAACUUAUAGCUACUCAGUGACAGCCUGCACGUCUGAGGGAUGUAUCACCAGCCCACAAACAAAUAUCACAACCCUGGAGGCCCCACCUGCCACAGUGGAAGCUCCCACAGUUGAUGCCAUCACAUCUAAUAGUAUAGAUAUUUCUUGGACUAAACCUCUGAUGCAGAAUGGAGAGGUGACAGAAUAUGUGUUAAAACUAAACAACAAAGAGGCUUAUCGUGGAAGAGAUCUCAAUACAGUGCUGUCAGAUCUGAAGCCUCACAGUUCAUAUCAUCUGGUACUAAUGGGUUGUACGAGCGGUGGUUGCACCACCAGUGUCACAGUGUCUGUUGUUACUGAGGAAGCUCUUCCCACUGACAUGGCUGCCCCAAUUCUUAAGGUUACAGGCCCUGAGUCAGUGGAGAUUAGCUGGAGACCACCAACACACCCUAAUGGCAUUAUCACUGGAUAUGAACUUCGUAGAGAUGGUGAAGUUAUCUAUGUUGGCACGGAGACCCAUUACCAUGACUUCACGCUUUUGCCAAGUGAGGAAUAUAGCUACAUUGUGCGGGCCAACAACAGUAGAGGUGCUGUGAGCAGUGAGGUAGCCACAGCAAAGACCCACUCAUCAGCUCCUUCUGGUGUGGGUCUCCCAACGCUAAUGCCCCUGAAGGCAAGCCAGUUGAGAGUGGAGUGGCGGACUCCAGCUCGUCCUAAUGGAGACAUAGUCAGUUACACUGUGUAUUUGAAAGAUCCAGUCCAGCUUAACAUCAUUAGCACAGUGCUUACUCCAGAGGACAGUGCCUUCUCUGACAGACGCACCAUUCUACAUGGGCUGGCUCCUUACCAUAGGUAUGAGGUGAGGGUGGAGGCUUGCACAGCACUGGGCUGCUCCUCCAGUGACUGGUCCUCUGUCCUCACGCUGGAGGCUCCCCCUACUGGACAGACAGCACCACUGUUAGACCUCCAACCUGACACAAACCCCAGCCUGUACACAAGCUUCCUACUCACCUGGUCCCCUCCAGCUCAGCCAAAUGGUAGAAUCCUUCAUUACGAGGUGCACCGCAGGCUGGACGUCACCACUGACACCCACAGAAGUGAUGCAGCAUCAGUUGUCUACAGAAAUGUCUCUACGUCAUUCAAAGAUAGUGGACUUCAGCCCUAUACAGUGUAUCAGUACCAGGUGUGGGCAGUGAACUCAGCCGGUCAUGCUGCCAGUCCAUGGGUCAGUGGGAAAACAGGACCUGCCCCACCUGAGGGUGUUGGCCCGCCUGUUUUCCUUCAUGUUUCAGCAACCUCGGCAGUAGUGGACAUCCUUCCUCCAGCCCAGCCCAACGGGAUUGUUAGUCUAUACAGAGUAUUUUCACUGGACCACAACAACCGAACUCUGCUCUCAGAAGGUACAUCCCAUCAGCAGACACUUCAUGGUUUGCUUCCUUAUACACACUACUGGGUAGGAAUUGAGGCUUGCACCUGCUUUCAGUGCUGUAGCCAGGGUCCACUGAGGAAGCUCCACACCCUAGCUGCACCCCCGGCUGAUCAGCCUCCUCCUCGCCCUGUCACCCUGACCUCUCGCUCUGUUCAGCUGGAAUGGGAUGAGCCUCUGGCACCUAAUGGGAUAAUUGAGAGCUGUGAGCUUCAUCUCAGGUUGCCUUGCCCACAGCCCCCCCAGCCUAUACCCAUCCCAUGCACGGAGGGACCAACAGAAAUUUGUUUUUUUGGCAAAAAAAGAAGCUACAAUGUUACAGGUCUCCAACCAUACUCCACCUAUGAGCUAAGGGCUGCCUGCUUUAACAACAUGGGCAGCACUGCCUCCAACUGGACGACUGUUAGCACACUCAGCGAAGCUCCCCAGUAUGUGUCUGCCUUCUCAGUGGACGGUAACCUGACAGUUAUUUGGCUGGACUGGACGAGGAGCUUUUCCCUCAAUGGGUAUCUGAAGGAGUACACUGUAACAGAGAGCCAGCUCAGGGUCUAUACUGGCUUCUACAGCUAUCUUCAUAUUCCCCGUACAUCACAGAAAACUUUGUCAUUUCAGGUGACUUGUACCACAGACAAUGGUAGUGCCAGUACUCCCACCAUCCGAUACAGCCCGGCCACAGGCCAAAGUCCUCUUGAGCCCGUUGAUAGUGGGAAACAAGGUGUUGGCAUGUCAGCCACACCUGUUUACUCUGAACUCUGGUUUAUCCUGCUGUUAGCCCUGCUUGGUCUGUUUCUGCUUGCCAUACUGCUGGGUUUAGUUCUACAAAGAGCCUUGAGGAAAAAUCCAUCAGCUAGAGAGCGCCCUCCGCUGGUCAUGCUUCAGAAGACCAAAAAGGCUGGAGGAGAGACGUAUACGUUUGACACUGUAGCAGACUGUGUUGAGAUCAACAACGUUAUGCUUAAAAGCUACACUGUGUACACAGAGGGUCUGACAGACACCAAGAUCAUCGGCAGCAGCUCACGCUUCAGCCCCAUGUCUGUUCUACGAGCUCCCAUCCAAACAGACCUCCCUCAGGCCUACUCCCAGCAUUCCCUGCAUCGCAGCGUCAGCCAGCUAAUUGACAGGAAGUCACUGAUGAUGGAGGAAGGAAGUUGGGACAAUCCCCUUGGACAUGAUUCUGGACUGUAUGUGGAGGAAGAUGAGUUUGUGGACACCAUCAAGGCCUUAAGUUCUGUGAAGAAGGAGCACACCAUGUUCACAGACACUCAUCUUUGAGACAGGAUUCCUACACCAGGUUUAACCAUCUUACUUUAUGAUCAAGCUAAUAAAACAUUGAUGCUAUCAGUCUUAUUGUGCCCCACAUGCAUGACUCCAGGCACAGCCUUAACAGUAGUAGGCAGGUAUACAACAUCCAUGAUUGUACAGUUGUUCACAUGUGGAUAUGGUUGACUAUAAUUGUGAAACCUGUGACAUAAAAUGCUGUAGGAUAUUUAUUCAAUAGCUUGAAUGCAUCUGUGUUUAGUAAGUAUACAGCAUGUUACAUCAAAGCAGAACAUUCCUUAAAGGAUGUCCUGAAAAGGUUCCAGUUGGAGUGUCUCUGCUUGCCAACUCUUUGUAGUUUAGGUAUUCUGAAAAGUGCAGAUAGAUCACAGUGGCAGGUUUAAUUGUCCAGUUAUUAUCAGUCAUACAGGAACUGUGCCUACUAGUAAUCUUACAUGUUAUCAGCAGCAGCAGCAGCACCUCAGCUGUAAUAAGACACAUGGCCUUCAUGUUAGUGUUGCUUAAGAAAUGCCAAUUGUUUUUAUUUUAAAUGUGGCUGGGAAUCACAGAUGUGCCCUGUUGAGUGUUGUAAUUAAUGUUUGCGAUGUAACUUGAAAGUCCAGUCUGAAAUUCUCUUAUACCACAUAACUGUGGAUUUACUGUUUACUGCUGUUUUUAAAUGUAAACUAAAUGUUUAGUAGUGAAACCAGGUUUGUUCAGCAGUGAGUGUGUCAAUGUUGUUAACCUUUGGCUUACAGUAACUUUUAUUCUUCAGUGGACAAAUAAUCAGUUUAAAAAAAAAAAAAUUAAAAAUGUCUGCAAUGUCCUGUUUUAGACCUUUAGCGGGAAUGAAAAACUGCUUAUGCCUAGAAACAGUAUUCACUAUUGGGAUAUCUUGGUUUUCUGUGUAAUGUUAAUGGGAGUUAAUAUUUUUUGUGUACAAUAUUGAAGUCUGCUGUAUUAUAUGAAACUUUCUUUUUUACACUGGCAGUAUUAUUUAUGGUUGUA
Molecule: messenger RNA, 17768 nt
Organism: Melanotaenia boesemani (Boeseman's rainbowfish)
Lineage: Eukaryota; Metazoa; Chordata; Actinopteri; Atheriniformes; Melanotaeniidae
Gene: ush2a
Product: Usher syndrome 2A (autosomal recessive, mild)
Molecular function (GO): protein binding
Source: RefSeq, a predicted model, not a curated record